AUGGUUUCUUGUCGAACAGAUAUUGCUCUUUUGGCUUUGAAAGAUGAGCAUGCAUCCGAGGUGGUACUAUGGUCGUGCUUUUACGAUGUUGUUUCUGAUUCUUGGUUUCUUCUUGUGCGGUUUGCGAGGGAAGCACCACCAGCGCUGGUUUGGCAGAAACAGAAACAGUUUCCAAUGUGGGAGGUGGACGAGGGUAGAACAAAUCUGUUGGGAAAAAGUUGUAUUGUUGUUGGAAUCCCGCCAUCGAUGUUUGAUGUCUUCGAUGAUAGCAGAACUGAAACCUGA
This is a messenger RNA of Sphenostylis stenocarpa, 285 nucleotides long. The record is from the annotation of a GenBank genome assembly. Lineage: Eukaryota; Viridiplantae; Streptophyta; Magnoliopsida; Fabales; Fabaceae.